Molecule: messenger RNA, 1887 nt
Organism: Pleurotus ostreatus (oyster mushroom)
Lineage: Eukaryota; Fungi; Basidiomycota; Agaricomycetes; Agaricales; Pleurotaceae
Exons: 2
Coding region: 1-1887 (628 amino acids)
Biological process (GO): regulation of DNA-templated transcription
Source: RefSeq, a predicted model, not a curated record
AUGCUGCCUCAGCUUGUAGACAUUCACCAGGAUUUCCGCCAAAGAGCCUUCGACCCCGCAGACGACACCAACGACGACUCGCCGCUGACGCCCCCGGCCACCCUGGAUGUGAACAACUACGCGUACAAUGCAAAGGACCAGCCUCAGUUCAUGUACAAUCCCCCACGAGACGAAUACUCCCCGUCCCCCGUAGACUCCCAGUACUACCCAAACUACCCGCCCUACUACUCAAACCAGCCCCGCCGCCCCGCCGUCUACCACCAUCUCGACCCCAUAAACACCUCCGCCCUCCCCGUCCCCCUCGAGCACCCGGACCAGCUCUCGCCGUUCAACCCAAACUUCUCCGCUUCCCUCUCCGCCCCGUACACAUACUCCCCCGUCAGUCCCGACGAUCACUACGGCCCCUCCCCGCCGAACACCGGCACGUCCUCCGCCAGCGCGCCCGUCACCCUCACCCUCUCCCAAGCCCCCGCCACUUCACAGCCCCUCCUCCUCCACCACCACUCCUCCUCCCUCGGGCCCUCCCCCACAGAGUCCAAUUCAAAAACGUACUCGUUUAUCCCCCUCCCCGGAAACGCUGUCAAGAAGCGUCCCCGCAGGAGAUAUGACGAGAUAGAGCGUCUCUACCAGUGCUCGUGGCCCGACUGCUCAAAGUCAUACGGUACGUUGAACCAUCUCAACGCCCAUGUUACCAUGCAAAAGCACGGUUCAAAGCGAAGUCCGAACGAGUUCAAGGAGUUGCGCAAGCAGUGGCGCAAGGCGAAGAAAGAGGCCGAGCAUCAGGCGCAUCAGGCUGCGUCCGCGCACUCCCUUGCAGCACGGCGGGUGGCGAGCAUGCAGUCGCUUUCGACCGCUGGCCUUUCCCCCCUAAACACAGAGCUCAGACGGACGCAUACGCAGGAGCAUCUGUACGAGAUGCAGUAUCUCGGUUCACCGAUACACGCAACCCACCUCGAUCUGCGGCACGAUAUGAGGGACAUGCGGGAUAUGAGGCAUGACAUGCGAAAUGCUUAUCCGAGCAGCGCACCUUCGAGUACCGCAGGAGGGCCUCUGGCUUUCGCGCAAAUGGGGGGCACCCCGCCCACCUCUGCACACGCCCUCGAUUCACCCCAUCAUUACUCCCAUCCGCUGCCAAAUCACCAAUCACAUUCCGGCUUGUCCAUGUUGCACUCGGCUGCACCAAUACCCAUCGCCCACCAUCACCAACACCACACCCACCACUCCCUAUCUCAUCAAACGCAAUCUCAUCACAUUCCGGGCCACAUGACGUCUGAUGGUCGCUAUCCUCUGAGUCUGCAGCUCGCCGAUUUCACAGAGGCCAGUAAUUCAAAUAACCUGAACGGUCACGGUCCCUCGUCGAAUGAUGCGUCGCCGAGAUCAGUGGCGGCUGAUGUGAACGGAAUGGACGGGUUUACCGGAAGGCAGAGGUAUGGCAGUGCGCCAAGUAUUCUCUGGUCAUCUGCCCGCUCGACAUACGUUUCGUCCGUGCCAACGAAUAACAACGACGAUUCGGCGUACGGCGAGGAGGGCGGCGAGCGACAGGAAUACGCGGUAUCGCAGCAACAGCAGGAUAACGGCGAUGGGCAGAUAAAUCUCAACUUCAACGGCAUGGUCGCCGGGAUGAACAUAAAUUUAAUAGGCAAUGUCGACGGCCACCGCCUUCCCGCCGAUAGCACUCUCCUUACCCCCCUCAGGGGGUACGAGCCACCCAAUCUCCUUCCCCCAUUAGCCUCGUCACAGCAAUCACAGCCCUCGCAGUAUUCGGGCCAACAGGAGAUCAACUUGGGCGGUCCCGAGAUGCUUAACGUCGGUGGCGGCGACAAUUCGGAAACGCGGCCGAGUACAGGACAUGAUAGCCUACGGAGUGCGAACGAGGACGCCUACUAA